GUUAUGUUUAUCGACACGUGAUUGGGCUGUAACGCUUACAGUUAGCUCUUCAAUCAACGACUGAACGCGGCGAGGCUGAAUUGCAGCCUCACUCCGCGGGUGGUGUUUGAUUCACAUUCGCCUUAACGCGGCCUUGACGUCAUGACUAAUGGUGAUUUUUCCAAUCUGGGACAUUGGACAGCGGUCUGGGAUAUUUUUGGUGGGCCCUCAAGAAACAACAUCAAUCACAUCAAGCAGAAGUCUAUGAGGUCAUUGUCAUUGACUUUUCUUUCAGGUCAACCCGCGAUUGAUCGUCAGGGAAAUGGCAGGCCAGGUCCCAGAUAAAAUGCCAUGAAAAGCAAAUUAUUUUCCCUUGAUUAAUCGAAUUGUGGAAUUUCGGGAAUGCUUGGUAUCCGCUGCACUGUUGAUCAACACUGCAGUCUCCAGCCACACCAACAAGAGUCCAACAACAACAAAGUGGUGACGUCAACGCCACAGUGAUAGACCGUGAUAGACCCAGAAGGUAGAUCCAGACCUAUGGUGGGCCCAAAAGCUACUUCUAGCAAAUCUAUAUGCAUCCAUGCGCGAUGGUCCAUGGAAAGCUCCCAAUGCAGCAAUAUCAUGAUCCACAAAUGGCAACUAUGGCCAACUAUGGGCAAGUAUCACCACCUUAAUACUUGCUAGUCUUCCCAGGUCGGACAUUUCUGUUUCUACCCUAAUCCCCCGUUCCCUACCUUCUCGGUCUAUCAUGACGUCUCUCACUUGUCUUACUCGCCAAGCUGAGCUGAAAGCAGUCCCCCUUCACAUGCCUACCCUUGCUUUUGCCAACGGAAAACUUGUUUCCUCUUCUCCUCCACUCCUCUAUCGUGAUCCUUUUUAUGAGGCCAUUCCCGCUCUUCUCCGAGGAAUUUCCUAUCUCAAUACAUCCUCUUUGAUACCCAAUCCCCAGACCUCAUACCUCUUAUUACUGAAAUAAUCAUAAUCAUUUUUUUUAAAAACGUCACCUAUACAAACAAACACCUAUAUAGUCACACUUGGUUGAGAACCAUACCACCGUCGCGAUGGUGUCUCAAGUUGUCAAUCGUCCAACUGACAAGACGAUGAAGGAGAAGGACAUCAACCAGAAGCUGCAGUUAUACGGAAUCCUCACUGCUUUCCAGAAUGGCAAGGUCCCAUCGAAUGACCAGAUUGAUGUCGCGCUCAACAGCUUCAUGAACAAGGAGUUCAUGAGGAAUCCGUCCAGGAAGCUCUCUCCGGAAGGACAGGUCUUGGUGCAGGAUUUCCGCAAGGUGGUCGAGCAAGCCAAGAACCUCAUCCUCACCAAGAACGAUGGCAAUCUUCUUCAGGACUUUGUCUGGCAGACACAGAACCUAGAUGUCAAUGCCAAGGCACCCGGUGCGCCAGUCGAUAGGGACUCGGCGAAGCAGCACGGCAACGAGGUUGCAGAGGGUCUUCGAACCCUGGGAACGCUAGUCAUCUCAAACGGACAGUUCCGUAAGCUCUUGAGCGAUGCUACCGUUCUCCUCCGCGAGAUGGCUGGCGACGCAGCUACCAAGACCGCCGGCAAGGUUGCCCCAUCCCAAGAGCAGCUCGACCAAAUUGACCAGCCUGCUGCGGACAACACUUGGCACGAGACCCCCGACUUGUCAGCUAGCAAACUCAAGGGCCAAUUUAAGUCCGCGGUUAACAAGAACAAGCCUCUUUCCAAGCAGGAUGUUCAGGAGGCUGCUGGUGACGCUGCGCAGGCUGCACACCCCAGCGGGUCUCGCGAUCCGGAAGAUGUCGCGAGACUCGCGGCUUACGAUCGCCAGCAGGGCGAGUACUCUGGCGUUGAUGCUACUUCGGGAGCUCAGCAGGGCAUAGACACGCUGCGCAACCGCGCCUCUGAGAACAUCCCUGAGGAGACGAAGGACAGGGCUCGCCAGACGAAGGAGGUUACCAAGGAGAAGACAAAACAAUACCUCCAAUCCAAGAUGCCCGAGGAGCGCCGCGAGCAGACCAUCUGGAGAUUGAAGAAGAUGAUAGUUGAGAUCCAGGGACACCCUGACUACAAUUCUGCCAUAAACACUCUGCUCACUCUUGCCGAGACCUACGCUGGCCACGCAAGCACCGUCGGCCAGCAGGCAGCCGGCACCGCCAAGGGCGUCCAUUCAAACAACACCCUCCAGAAUGCCGAGGCUGAUCUCAAGGAGCUCAUCGAGCGCUUCGCCAACUACACUUCUACGGACGACCUUUUCGACUCCAUCAAUGCCGUCUACAAGGACGCCGACCGCGAUCCCGAGCUCAAGAACUGGUUCAGGAGCAUGAACAGGUACAUCCGCAAGUGCCUCCAGCAGCAGGGUUACGUCCUCGAGGACGCCGCCACCCGUGAGUGGAAUCAGCUGCACGACCAGGGCAACUUCCUCCUGCGUGACCGCUACAAGAACCACACCGACCGCGUGCUCGACGAGAUCAAGUUCCUCGCCGACCAGUUCGAGAACGACAAGAUGAACAAGCAGUUCGCCCAGUCAUGCCAGAAGCUCUUCACCGACCUAGGCAACGACGAGAACGGCAAGCCGACCUUCAAGCCCCACCUCGUCAAGGACCUGAGCGAGGUCAUCAUCCCCGAGAUCUUCGAGAACGUGCGGUACGUCCCGAUCCCGCGCAUCGAGUACUCGGACCCCAUGUUCGACGUCGUCAUCGAGAACCUGGUGAUCGAGAGCGACAACCUGAUGCCCAACGCCGUCGAGUUCGCCAGCGACAACUACUUCCGCUGGGGCCGCAAGGGCAUCGCCAACCGCAACAAGAACGCGGUGAUGAUCUCCGUGACGGGCGUGCAGAUGGAUCUCCGCGACGUCAGCUUCUACGUGAAGAAGAAGUCCGGGUUCCCCUCGCUGUCGGACAUCGGUAUCGCCGACAUCCUGCUCCACGGCUCGGGCUUCAGCUUCAAGCUCCGCGUCUCGACCGCCGACGCCACGGACCGCCAGAACUUCUUCAAGGUCGACCGCGUCGACGUCGACGUGCAGAACUUCGACAUCAAGCUCAAGAAGUCAAGGCACAAGCUCCUCUUCGGCCUCGUCAAGCCCAUCAUGCUCAAGGUCAUGCGUCCCGCGCUCCAAAAAAUCCUCGGGAAACUCAUCAAAGACAAAUUCAACGAGCUCGACCAAAUGGCCUUCUCCAUCAAGCAAGAAGCCGACAAGGCCGCGCAAGAAGCAAAGAGCGACCCCUCCCAGGCCCAGAACAUCUACCAACGCUACGCCACCGCCGCGCAGAACAAGUUCACCAAGGGCAAGAAGAAGACCGAAGCCGUUGCCGCCGACAAGAAGACCAACCUCGCAAUGACACAGCAUGAUUCCAUCUUCCCCAACGUCCACCUCCCAGGCGGCAUCUCCACCAAGGCGACAGAGUACCGCGACCUCGCCACCAAGGGCGUCAAGUGGGAAAGCCCAAUCUUCAGCAUCGGCUCAGCAGGCCGCACCACCUCCCUCCCCGGCCUCGGUAAAGUAAGCCGUCGCCAGCACGAGACCACGCAAGGCGGCCUCCGCGACCGCGACGAGGUGCUAGGCGCUGGCGCUGUUGGCGCCGGCGUCGGUGGUGUGGGUGGUGCGACGGCGGCGCAUUACGUCCAGACUGAGCCGGCGUACGUGCCUGUCACCCAUGUUGCACCUGUGACCACCACUGCUGUACCUGUGACGACGACGGAGGUGCCGUAUACGAAUGGUAACGGCGCGGCGUUUGGGAAGCAGGCGGAUCAGGCGUUUAAUAAGGCGGAUGGGAUGUACUCGUCGACGGGGACGCUGUUGGGGAGGGGGAACCCGGUGUUGGCGGGGUUGGCGCCGGCGGAUAAGUUUUAAAAGGGGGGUGUUUGAUGGGUGAUGGGUGAUCUCGCCUGAUGUCGUUUUGUUGUCUAUGAUACCACGCGUGCUAAGGGGUAAUGGUGGAUGGUGUAUUCUGUAUUAUUCUUUGUUGUAGGAAAGGUGGUUAGGUUGUAUGAAUUGUUUUUGUGGUCGAUCUAUUGACAAAAUUGUCGCGCAUAUAAUUUAAAUAUAUUGAAAAUCAACUCAACUCAUUAAAUCAAAUAAUUACUCGGAUU
This is a messenger RNA of Pseudogymnoascus verrucosus, 4051 nucleotides long. Its product is annotated as DNA ligase (ATP). Bases 1041 to 3812 code for a protein of 923 amino acids. The record is from RefSeq and is a predicted model, not a curated record. NCBI's taxonomy places the organism in Eukaryota, Fungi, Ascomycota, Leotiomycetes, Thelebolales, Thelebolaceae. The transcript is spliced from 3 exons.